Molecule: messenger RNA, 1594 nt
Organism: Lachancea fermentati
Lineage: Eukaryota; Fungi; Ascomycota; Saccharomycetes; Saccharomycetales; Saccharomycetaceae
Source: the annotation of a GenBank genome assembly
AUGGGCGUUGCUGAUCUAAUUAAAAAGUUCGAAAGCAUUGGAAAAGAAGAAAAAUCCGAGAAGGCUGUGGAGAACGAGAGUGAUGUCGUACCAAUGACUUCGAAGGAAACUGAAUUAUCCUCAAAAAGAAGCGAAGACGAGGAAGAAAGUCUAGAAGAAAGGAAUACCGCAGAUGAAGAAAGUGUAAAAGAGGAGACUGCAAAUGAAGAUAGUGAAAGGCAGAUUUCCGUCACAGAGGAGGCAGAGAGCGGUGCAACACAGGUCGAAGUCAACAUCGAAAAUGAUUUAAAACCAACGAACGCUACCCAGGAUGAAGGCGAAACACCAUCAAAGGAUGUCUUUGAGCAGGAAACUACUGAAAUUAACUCCAUCGCGAAAAAUGACGAAAAAACUGGGUCCGCGGUUGUUGAAGAUGAGGUAUCGAGCUCGAAUGAUUUAAAAGGUCAGAAUGUCUCACCUGAGGAAGCAGAGAAUGAAGUAUCUCCUGAAACAGAGCAAGAAGGCUCUGUUGUCACGAAAAAUGAUGCUGAUGCAACAAAUGAGCCACAAGAGUCCAUAGAUAAUGACGCCGUCGAUUCGCUUAGGCCUCUCUAAUUCGUCGACCAUAACGCUUGAAGAAACAAAUGAAGUUUUGGAUGCUAAUACAGUAGCUAAGGAUGCCAAUGAAAGUAAGAGCGAAAGCGAUACGAAAGACACACGUAUCGGAAGAGAUGAUCCCUUCCAGUUUGGACAGAGGCAACUAAGAGAUGAAACAGACGUAUGGAAUCAUAAUGCUUGGGACAAUGUAGAAUGGGGCGAAGAGCAGGUUCGUGCUGCCGAAGAAAAGAUCAGUGAACAGCAUAAAAACCCUGUAUCCGAAUUUGAUAAAAAGCUGUAUAAUGGAAACCCAGCUCGCUAUUGGGAUAUUUUCUACAAGAAUAAUAGAGAGAACUUUUUCAAAGACCGCAAAUGGCUACAGAUUGAAUUUCCUUCUUUAUAUGAUGCCACCAAAGAGGACGCGGGUCCAGUUACUAUCCUAGAAAUAGGAUGUGGCGCUGGUAAUACCAUGUUUCCCAUUCUUAGUGAGAACGAAAAUCCACAUUUAAGAGUUAUAGGUGCAGAUUUUGCCCCAAAAGCUGUCGAUCUAGUCAAGAAUAGCGAGCAUUUUGAUAAAAGGUUUGCACACGCAGCAGUGUGGGAUUUGGCUAAUACUGAUGGUUCUUUACCGGAAGGAGUAGAUCCCCAUUCGGUUGAUAUUGCUGUAAUGAUUUUCGUCUUCAGUGCAUUAUCACCCACUCAAUGGGAACAAGCGAUGGAAAAUUUGCAUAAGUUAUUGAAGCCAGGCGGGCGUAUUCUAUUCAGAGAUUAUGGUCGAUAUGAUUUGGCUCAAGUUAGAUUCAAAAAGAACAGGCUGCUUGACGAAAACUUCUACAUCAGAGGAGACGGUACUAGAGUAUACUUCUUCACAGAGGAGGAACUCCGGCAGACAUUCACUGAAAAGUACUUCAAGGAGAUUAAAAUUGGUACAGAUAGAAGACUUCUUGUUAAUAGAAAGAGGCAAUUGAAAAUGUACCGAGUGUGGUUGCAGGCAAUUUUUGAAGUCCCAUUAGCUUAG